Molecule: messenger RNA, 3477 nt
Organism: Parastagonospora nodorum SN15
Lineage: Eukaryota; Fungi; Ascomycota; Dothideomycetes; Pleosporales; Phaeosphaeriaceae
Exons: 6
Coding region: 1-3318 (1105 amino acids)
Biological process (GO): activation of GTPase activity
Molecular function (GO): GTPase activator activity
Source: RefSeq, a predicted model, not a curated record
AUGUCGGGGCUAUUCAGCAACAUCCUCACAAACACGACUUCGCGAUACCAGAAUCUGCGGCAACAGCUCCUCAACAGCGAAGCAGACGGCGACACGGAAGACGACUCGCACAUUUCCCGAGUGCUCCGCGCGUACUACACGGAGAAAGGCAGGCCAUUCCCGCAAUGGCUUCCUCCCGACCCAAAGGCCCCGCAGGCAGCUCCCACCCAAUUCGCAUCCUCGCGCCAGCAAGGACAGAUGCAACCCACGGGCGGACGAGGGGGAGGGCUGAGUGACCUAUGGGACGCGCCACAGCAACAACAGCAACCACAGGAGCCUCUCUCGUUGCGUCGUGGACCAGGUGCUCGAGGUGGAGGAGCGCGACCACUGCAAGGACGACCCGGCAUGGGCAACUCGUUGACACCAGAACCACAAAGCCAAGGCAGACCACUACCGAGCCAAAGGGCCGGCAGCUAUCAGAGCAGUCUCCAAGGAGGUUACCAAGCCGAUGCAUCGCCACCACCGAGCGCAGGAUCAGGCUCGACAGCACAGGAGCGGCUCAAGGCGAGGUUGUGGGGGAGGUCAAACAGCCCUGCGCCAAGUGCAGCCUCGGACGCAGGCAGCCAGUCUUCGAGGAUGGGCGCAUAUGACAGACCGGCACCACAGGGAGGAAGGGCGCCAUAUCAAGACGAGCGCAACAACAGUUAUGGAAGCACAGGUGGUGGUGGUGGUGGUGGUGGUGGUGGUGGUGGUGGUGGUGGAAGACAGCAGGGCUCGUCAAGCGUGUCGUCGAACUCGCCUUGGACAGGCAACGACGACCCAUACGGCCCUGGAUAUGACAGAGGACCACCACAACGGGGACCUGCAGGUGGACGUUUGCCCCGCAUGGCGUCCUCGUCACGAAGAUCGCCGUCGCCUGCUUCGUUCUACGCCCUGAGUGAUGAUGAAGAAGGCGAAUACAAUACCAUAAAACACACCACCAACGGCCGGGGUGUGAAGCUGCUCUACACCAAAAGCAAACCCCAGGUCUACGUACAUCCAUCGCCGUCGGCCAAAGACAAUAUCCCAGGGUUCGUAGCCCUGGUGCAGCAGAAAGGACGACCCACAGCUAGUGAUGCACGCCCUACCUCUUCCUCGUCCGCCCGAAGCGUCAACGCGCCCUCCCUGCUUCUCGCGUGGAUGCCCGAGUCGGCUCUCGGGGAUGCUUACGAUACAUACGUAAAGGUCGAUCUAUCAGAUUCGGCCUCUCCACCAACACAGUCCUACCUCGUACCUCCACCGCCGACGACUUCUACACACAGCGCAGUCCCCGGAUAUGCCUUCGCCAUCCCUGUCAGCGAGAUCUACUCCAUCUUGGUACGACCACCGAGCAUCGGAUGGUGGUUCGGAAGCGUCGUGGUCAAUACUAGGGCGGGCGAUAGCUUUCCAGCCCUCUUUUUCCAUGAUAGCGAGUGUCAGUCUACCAUCAUGCAGAGAAAGAAGCUGGCAAAAGAGAGUUUUGAUCCUUUUGGCGACGGCGGAGGCAUGUUUUGGGGCGGAGAUGAGGUGCUACGCUGGUUGAAGCGAUACGUCAAUGUGGAACGGUCCGGCGCUGACCCAAGCGUAUACCUGAUCGAUCCGUCCGAAGACGACAAAAAAUCCUUUGGAAAGAACGCUACUUCGCCAAAGUCGAACAAAGACAGUGCAGAUGCAUCGUCCUCACAAAGCCCCGGUAAGCGGGACGGCGGCAUGGAUCCUGUCACCAAGGCAUUGAAGGAGGCAAGGUGGAACUUCCUCGAGAAGCUCAGUCAAGUCACGACAUUCACACGACGAACGGCGCAAGCAGUCGCGGACAACCCUAAGAUCCCACCACAAGUUCGGAGACUGAUCCAAAAUCCAGAGGUGCAGACGCUUCAAGACGAGUUCGACAGCGCACGAAUCUAUUUGGCAAGGUGGGCAAUGGGCAUGGCCGAGCAGAGCGAGCGUGAACGCAAUCAAAGGAUAUGGACUGCGAAGGACGUCCUAGCAAUGGAGGAGAGUGAUGUCGGAGACUUCGAGAUCCUUGACAUGGACAAGAUGACCAUGGCGGACAGGAGAAAGCCUGUCACGUUGAAGGAGUGGAAGGGCUUUUUUGAUCCAAAGGGCCGGCUCCAACUAACACCCGACGAGGUCAAGGAGCGAAUUUUCCACGGCGGUCUAGACCCCGAUGAUGGCGUGCGGAAAGAGGCAUGGUUAUAUCUGUUAGGCGUCUACGAGUGGGAUAGCUCCGAGGAAGAGCGUCGUGCAAACGUGAACAGCCGCCGCGACGAGUACAUCCGCCUCAAGGGUGCUUGGUGGGAGAGGCUGGCAGAAGGCGAACAGACCGAAGAGCAAGAGGAGUGGUGGAGAGAGCAGAAGAACAGGAUAGAGAAAGAUGUUCACCGAACUGAUCGCAACAUACCAAUCUUCGCGGGCGAAGAUAUUCCACAUCCAGAUCCUGACUCGCCAUUCGCAGACACCGGUACCAAUGUCCAUCUGGAGCAGAUGAAGGAUAUGCUUCUGACGUACAACGAAUACAACAAGGACCUCGGGUAUGUGCAGGGUAUGAGCGACCUUCUUGCACCCAUCUACGCAGUCAUGCAAGAUGAUGCCAUAGCCUUCUGGGCCUUUGUCGGAUUUAUGGAGCGCAUGGUAUGUGACAGCUUAACAACAAUCAAUGACAUGCUGACCUGUUCUGGCAUGCGCAAGCAGCUCACGACUCUUGAUCACCUUGUGCAGCUCAUGGACCCCAAGCUAUACCUCCACCUUCAGUCUGCUGACUCGACGAAUUUCUUCUUCUUCUUCCGCAUGCUCCUGGUCUGGUACAAGCGGGAGUUUGAAUGGGCCGAUGUUCUUCGACUGUGGGAGUCACUAUGGACCGACUACCAGAGCAGCAACUUUCACAUCUUCAUUGCGCUAGCUAUCUUGGAGAAGCAUCGCGAUGUCAUCAUGGCGCAUCUUCAGCACUUCGACGAGGUAUUGAAAUAUGUGAACGAGUUGUCUGGCACCAUGGAUCUUGAGUCCACAAUCGUUCGUGCUGAGUCACUAUUCAAACGCUUCCAACGAACGGUUGAAACCAUUGACAAGAAGGGCAACUUCCCGUCUGCACCACAAGCAAGGCAGCGAAAGUCGCAAGCCGCGGUAGAAGCUGGCCCUGUGCCCUCUUCAUCGAGCUCGAAUGCACCGCCCAAAGCAUCCUCUACGGGCACUGAUCAAGGCAAGCCCGCCAACGAGGAGGGCGAUGCGAAGGUCAUCAGCCCUGAGCUGCGCGCGCUGCUGAGCAGAAAGGUUGAGAAGCUCGACAAGCAGGACAUCGCCAACCACGGUGGCAGUGGCUCAUAGAUGUCAGACUCUCUUAUGUUACCGUUGAUGAUGGCGUUCCGGAAUAGCAUCACACGUGCUGGGGUACUUGGGACAUAUACUUCAAGUGUUUGGGUAUGGGUAUCGGUCUUCCUCUUCACCUUUGAGCGCAUCACUCCUCACUUCACUUCUUGGCACAAA